UGGUCACUCACAGGUCGCGGUCACAGGGGAACUGAGGGUGGAUGGAGGAAGGGUAGACAGGCAGACAGACAGACCGGCAGCAGGCGUGGACUCUGCCCUCUGGAGCCUCUACCCCAGACCUGUCAGGAUUGUUCAGGCGUGGGCAAGGAGGAGUCAACCCCGGGAGAAAUGGAGUUGCCCAACCACGUUAACACAACCCGUAUAAGUGUUGCAGCUAGUUUAUAAAAGUAAUCCUACAGCGAGUCCAGCCAGAGAUGUGGGUGCUCACGUUAGCGACUGUGUCACUCCUGUUGGGCCGCCUCCCGGCGAGCCCUCUGCCGGCGCCCCCCGCGUCAGACCUGGACAUGUUUGCAGAGAUCCUAGAGGAAUUAGAAGAGUUGCCGCUGGAGGAGCGCGAGGACGACGCUGUGACUCCAGAGUUGCUGGAUCUGUACCAAGAUGUGGAGCUGCUGUACGAGAUGCAGAAGAGCAACAUCACUGACAGCCGAGAGGGUCGGGGGUUCCUGAGCAAGCUGAGUUUCUUAACCGGUCUCAAACUCGGGAGUUUCCUGACAGGUUCCGGUACCCUGGCGGCCAGCCAGAGUAUCAACUUCUUGGGCAAGAUCCUCAACGCCGCCCUGUCAAUCAGUUACGGCAGCAUCGACACGUACCCAGGAUUGGGAAUCGGUGAACCAGGGAUAGGCCUGCAGAAACUUCCAGUCAUAGUCGAGAAUGUUCCCAUUAUUGAUAAACAAAGGGAGAAGCCUGAUGGGCCUCUGGAAACAAUUUCUGAGCCUUCCUUGGAAAGCCUGGUAACUACAGUAAGAACUCCCGAUACCGUCAGGAAGGAUUUUCUCGAACAACAUAAUCACAGGGUGGAGAACUUCAAUGACGCUUUUGACAAGAAAGUUGUCAGGUCAAGAACGGGAAGAAUAGAAACUCCAAAAUCGGACAAGAUUUCGUAACUGUGCAGCUUUUGUGUAUGAUAAUUGAACACUAGUUUUGUUUAUUUUUUGAGAAAGGACACGCCCCAAAGUGUUACCUAAACCGUACAUUCUCAUAAUUUAGAAUAAAUCUGAGUGUAUUGUAAAUAUUAUUCUAAACUUGGCGAAAGUUCGGUUUUAAACCAAGAUUGUAAUUUUCCUCCUGUGUGCACGUAGAUGGUAUUGGAAUACAUUUGAUAAUACAAUGUUUUGCGU
Messenger RNA from Homalodisca vitripennis (glassy-winged sharpshooter), 1178 nucleotides. RefSeq lists its product as uncharacterized. The record is from RefSeq and is a predicted model, not a curated record. The coding region runs from base 255 to 944 and encodes 229 amino acids. NCBI's taxonomy places the organism in Eukaryota, Metazoa, Arthropoda, Insecta, Hemiptera, Cicadellidae. The transcript has 3 exons.